Messenger RNA from Zerene cesonia (dogface butterfly), 2593 nucleotides. Its product is annotated as mucin-5AC-like. Lineage: Eukaryota; Metazoa; Arthropoda; Insecta; Lepidoptera; Pieridae. The transcript is spliced from 3 exons. Gene Ontology annotation, cellular component: extracellular region. The coding region runs from base 114 to 2138 and encodes 674 amino acids. The record is from RefSeq and is a predicted model, not a curated record. Gene Ontology annotation, molecular function: chitin binding.
GUUGCUCUGCCGUCACCUACUCUGUGUGAGCUUUCAGGUGCCCACUGACCAGAUAGAAGGGGAGGUGAGCAUCCACCGAUGCUCAGUCCCUUCGCAACGCACUUCGCGGCAACAUGUCGGUCUUGUGGCUCGUGCUUACAUUGCUCCCUAUCCUCGGGGGAGCGGAGCGUUUUAACUGUCGAGGACGAAUCCUGGGAGCAUACUACGCGGAUGCUAAAUCGGGCUGCAAAGCGUUCCAUGUGUGCGUGAGAGUGGCUGGCGGCGGUGUUCGUGAUUUCAGAUUCUUCUGUCCUCCCGGCACAUUAUUCCACCAAGAAGCCCAAACGUGUACCGACUGGGGCGACGAUGACCCCCUAGCAUGCCCUGCUGAUAUCUACGACGGUCAGUUUGAUCUCUACAAGAUCGGAUCCGGAUUUGAUACAAAAAAAGUGUCGUCUCCUGGAAACCGAGAAGAUGAACCUGAAUUUGGACUACAAGGUGCUGAAACUGGCGACCGUCGUCUCGCACAAAAUAAUGGCGCUUCCGACUUACGCACAGCUCACUCUUCUGAUUUCUUCAGUGGACAGCGAGAUCGAGGCCGUGACGAGUCAGCUCCACCAGCGCCUUCGUCAUUCCCUCCAUCCCGCCAGUCGUUCCGAAGGGCAUCCACGCCAAGAACUACAUAUCCAUCAUCACAAUACACAACCCCAUCUCCAUCAUCUCCCCAAUAUUCCAGCACUCCUCAAUACGAUGUUCCAAAACGAAAAGUAUUACGAAAGCGACCCCACCAUAUAUCAACACCUGUACCCACCACAACAACAACAGUAGCACAACCUUCAUUCCCUCCGUCCACAUAUGCCCCACAAGACUACUUCAUCCGUCGAAAUCCCUCGCAAAACAGUAAAGCACCAACAACAACAGUGAACAUUCCACCCCAAUAUAAAGAUGAAUAUGUUGAAGUGAGCAGAGUGACACCAAAGCAAAACAAAUAUUUCUCUAACAACCCAUCCACUACACCUUACACAUUUUUAACCCAAACAACACCUGAGAUUAAGAAUGAAGGCCUCGUUGAAUUAUAUAAUUACAACGGGGUUAACCCAGAUAAAAAAACAAACCAAGAUUCUCGUCCAUUUAAACUCCGAAAUAGCUUUAACGUACAAUCGGAUGUCUCAAAGCAAACGGAUUUUUCUAGAACAAAAUCAUUCAAUCAAAAUUAUAAUCGAGGCACACCUGGUUACUCUACCAAUUACCCGACGACAACAGUCGAUUAUAAUUCCGCGAGAGGAAUCAUAACCAGCACGCCUGCUUAUAGAAACUUCAACAGUGUCUCCUACGAGCCAGAAAAAAAUAAUUUCGUUUCUUUUCCUGCUGCAAAACAAAACUAUUAUAAUAACCCCACUACAACAUCUUCCCCUACCACCUCUUACACUACUUCCCGUCCUGAUUCCUUUUCCAAUUUGAAUACCAUUGCAUAUAAUACAAAUAAUGCGCUCAAUACACAGUCAUCAAAUUAUGCAAACAGUCAGGAAGAUGAUGGACAAUAUCGACCACCACAAGGUGAAGACGAUGGUCAGUAUAGACCGGAACUCUAUGAGAGGGAAUCGGAGCUACUAUCAGGCGCUCAUUCUCUCAACAUUGCAGCAAGCGGUAACAGGUUACCUGAUGAUCAAAAACCAGAGAAGGUACGAUCGCAAAAGCAAUUCGGAAAAGUAUCAACACCACGACCGUUCAGACCAGCUGUAUCAGUGACAACGGUAGCAAAUCAACAACCCGUAGAAAUCUAUACAAGCACUGCACGACCUUACUCUGAACAAACGACACACAGGACAUUUGAUUACUACCAGACUUACACGACAACUUCAAGACCUUACGAAGCGCCUUCCGGUCCUGCUUCGAAUGCUGUAUCCGUAAAUAACGCCGCCCCAAGAGCUACAUCGACCUUUGCUCCCAAUAAAUCUGAAGCCUAUUCAAAGAGCUAUGAGAACGUGCAACAAAACUUGCCUUCCUCGUCCCCAAGACCAAAACAUGUCCCACAUAUUCCUAAUCGUCCCAACAAAGAUGACUCCAGCUAUGACUAUGCGUAUUACGACUCUGAUCCCGACCGUUUCGCCGAAUAUGACCUAUUAGAGGAAUUUGGUAGGACUAACUCUAGAGGAUAACAAUUUCAUGCAUGUACUUACUCUUUCACUGCCAUUAAAUUAGUCUUUGGAUAAGCCAUUAGGAUAAUAAGUUCAUGCGUUGUAUUUAUUAUGAGUUUCGUUAAUCAGAUUUGUAUUUUUGUAAAUAAUUAUUUCAAUUAUUAAUUUUUUGACUGAAUUAUGCCAGUAUAUUGAGGAUGUAAACAAAAAACUUCAUUAUUAACACUUCUAUAGAGGCUUAUCCUAAUAAUUCUUAUACUAAAUUAUUGUGUGAUAUUUAGACUUUCGUGCUUGAUUAGAUAUAAGUUUAUAUAAUAUAGUUUAAUUACCUAAUUUAAUUGUCAUUAAAGUUCAUUUUGGAUUUGUCAUUUGAUGACUUCAUUCGCUAAAUCGUUAGAAAUAAUGAAGUACAAUGUGAAAUAAGCUUAUGAAGUAUUGUAAAAUAUUACACUGUAAAUAAAGUUUUAUAAAGACAA